Messenger RNA from Neodiprion fabricii, 751 nucleotides. RefSeq lists its product as uncharacterized. The coding region runs from base 83 to 751 and encodes 222 amino acids. The record is from RefSeq and is a predicted model, not a curated record. Lineage: Eukaryota; Metazoa; Arthropoda; Insecta; Hymenoptera; Diprionidae. The transcript has 6 exons.
UCGAAAUCACGCUGUCAACACAUUGCCUCGGCAGAAAGCGAAAUGAUUUUGUAAUCUUGUGAAACGUAAACAGUGCAUCGACAUGGAUUGGAUCAGUUUGACGUGCGUUGUUGUUUUCAUCGUCAUAGGACAGCGUGAAGGCGUUGCAGCACGAAAACCAACGAUAAGUUCCAACGCGAAAGAUGGCAUGAUCCAAGAAGGAAAUGAGCUGAGAAUAUUCUGUAAGGGUGACGGCAAGCUCCAUUUUUCAGUAAUGGACGUUCCAUCGGAUAAAGGUUCGUGCAAUCAUACUAUAAAUUACGGUCCGAAUAACGCCUCCUUCGUUUGCCAUAAUGCAACUAGAAGCGACACGAGAUGGUAUGCCUGUGCGAAGGAGGGUAUCGUAAUCCGUAACACCGACCUAACUAUCGAACACCCUGACGAAGACAUCGCUUGGAUUCAUAUCUACGUAAAUUCUACGGAACCGUUUGCCCAAAUGGCCAUAGGCAGAGAGUUAUCAGUAACGGAAACAGGCCCAGUAGUCUUUCCAUGUCGGACAACGUCACCUCAUUGGGAAGUGCUUCUUCAUACAACAAACGAAAACUUGACGGGACGCUUCGAUCCAAAAAUCGGGUUCAUUGCGACGGGAGAUCUAAGUUACCUGGUUAAUCAGGAAAUUAAUUGUUCCGUAAUCAACGAACCCAGGGCAUUACGUGAUAUGAAGUCGGUUUCGUAUCGUCUCGCCGAUGAGGAAGCCCAAACCAGAGAUUGA